UGCCAUCUUGUCUCGUAGGGAGGCGAUGUUAGUUUUAUUUUUGUUUAUUUUAGAGAUUAUAUAAAUUAUCCUUGUACGUUCUGGUGGAUUCUAUGAAGCUGAGGGCCUGUGAAAGAUAGAGGACAAGGCUGGAAGCUUUCCGUCUACAGCCUAAGGAUGAUAAUGGCGGUUUUCUUUAGCUGUUUCUCUGCUGGUAGAGAGAGAAGAAGCUCUGCUGGUACAAACAUUGAUCUUAACACUUCACCUGUUGCACACAGAGGAAGCAGUCCAUUGCAAGCUGAGAUAGUUUGUGUUGAGCUACUUAAACGUACCAAUGAACCACUAGGACUGAGACUAGAGGGAGGUACAGAUUAUGAUCAACCCGUCAAAGUAGCCCAGCUUUAUCCAGGAGGCGUGGCUUACAUGAGUGGUGCUCUGCAGCUUGGAGAUAAAGUCCUGAGCAUUAAUGGAACCGUGACUGAGAGACUCACGAAUUCUGAGGUGGUUGCUUUACUCGAGAACUCUGGGAACAUUGUUAACCUCGAGAUUGCUUUUGAGACAUCUUCUAAAGGUAUACAGAAGAUAGAUGAUGGAAUGGAGUUAAAAACAGCAUUCAUAACAAUGUCGUGCGAUCCUAGUCUAUUUCCUGGUUUUGUCAUUAGCGGUGGUCGUUUAGAAAACAGACCUAUUACCGUAUCCCAUGUUAAACAAGGCUCCUAUGCCUACAGGAAGGGGAUACUAAGAGCCGGGGAUAGGAUCCUACAGAUUAAUGGUGUCGAUAUGAGAGGAGCCUCCAGGAGUGAGGCCGAUCAGCUACUGGUCCCAUCAGUUGAUGGACUGUGCACUCUUCAAAUUGAGUACGAUAUCCCAGUUCACGAUGGUUUGGAGUCAAACAGUGGUCCUCUUAUUGUUGAGUUGCAGAAGCCUCACGGUGCCAGUCUGGGAAUCACUCUAAGUGAUGAGAGGGUCCCUGGUGAGCCUAUAAUGAUAUCAAGAAUAAGAGAAGCUGGCAUUGCUGACAGGAUUGGCAUAUUACACUGUGGCGAUAGACUCCUCUCUAUCAACGGAGAGAAACUGAUCGAUAAGUCGGUACAAGAGGCAAAGCAUUUAUUGAAUCAUUCUGACAUCACUGUUAAACUCGAGGUCAUGCUAGCUAAUAAUUUCACUGAUACUGAUGGAGGGAGAUUACCUGUAUCACCUGCUGAUGACGCCAUUAGUCGAGUAUCAUCACGCUGCUCUCAGUCGGUGCCUGUUGAAAACCAAAGAAGACCCUCACAAUUAUCAUUAAUAUCAGCUACCUCGUCCAAUCAAGUUAUGUUGCAUCCAGAGAUUAUGACUAUCACAUUAUCAGCAGAUCCCAUUGGCUUUGGUAUAGCAAUAGAGGGCGGUACUGAUGAGUUCAGCAGCUAUCCUGUUGUUAUAUCGGAAAUAUUUCCUAACGGCCCAGCAGCAAUACUCGGUAGAUUAUUAGAAGGUGAUCGUAUACUAUCCAUUAAUGAUGAGAGUCUAAGUGACGCGUCUUUGGACCACGCCUCUAAACUGAUCAAAGAAGCCGAUGACACUUUGAACAUGGAAAUCGAAUUUGAUGUUGUUGAUUCAUCAGUAGUUCCUACUUCUGGGACGUUUGAAGUUUCACUCCUCAAAACAGGUUUUCUUAAUUUAGGAUUAUCGAUAAGAAAGAGUGGAGACAAAGUGUGGAUAUCUGAUCUUAAAAAAGGCGGGAUUGCUUACAGGAGUGGUUCGCUUAAAGUUGGUGACAUAUUGCUGACCAUCAAUGGUGUGAGUGUGGUGAAUGGUACACCACACGAGGCAGCUGCUCUAUUAACUAGCAGUGGAGAGAGAAUAUCACUAAGUGUCAGGAGAGAAGCAACCAAUAACUUUAUGCCAUCAAAGCAAUUACAGUCAAAGUCCACUCCUGUCAUUUAUGCUGUGGAGCUAACAAAGAAUGGAGAUAGCCUAGGGAUAAGCCUUGAUGGUUCCGAGCAGCCAGGACAGCCCAUUGUGAUUUCAAAGAUUAGAGAAGGAGGUGUUGCCCAUAGAACUGGUGCUAUUAAGGUUGGUGACAGGAUAAUAGCUAUCAAUGGAGAGUCCCUGCUUACUAAAACCAUUGACGAUGCUUGCUGGAUACUCCAGAAUGCUGGCAAUACAGUAACACUGAAGAUUAGCAAGGGCGUGGUUAGACGAAGACAGAGACCGAAAAUGAUGACUUCUACAAAUCGAUAUUACAAGCAGCAAAGAUACAACAAUAGAUUUAAGAGUAACUCUCGUAUACCCAGUCGUAUCAGCCACAGCAGUGAAUCAGAACUAAGUGCAUCAUUCACUAGCCUAGAAGGAUCAGUACCUUAUCUGGUUCACUCCCGACACCCUCAUGAGAAAAGACAACAACAGCUUCCUUUUAUGAACGGGGCAGUGCCAGGACGAUAUAGUCCCUCUAGGGGUCCUAGGGGAAGUGGGCGUGGUCGAUUGAGUCCAACGAAAGAGCGUACGAGCCCCAACAGGGAGAGAAACGGGGGAUCAAAGGCUGGGGGUGUAGGGCUAAAGAAUGGAGGUGUGGACGGGUUCCAUCGUUUGAGUAUUACAGAGACUACAGAUGAGGAGACUCAAGAGGAACCGCCUCUUCUCUGGGAAGGGGAACAAGCUAACGGGGGAAUUAGGAAACCAGGGGCUUCAAGGAACGGGGCUUAUUCUAAUAAAAGCCCGCACAGCCCACUAGUAGAGUCGACGUCAAGUUGGAGGAAUAAUUUAAAGAUUGUUCCGAGUUCGUCGGAAAUAUCUGAGACUCACGAUUCGUCUGUCUCCCACGCUCCCCCUCCUGCCCCCUCCUCUGAGCAGCACCCUGUUCACGAUGGAUUUGAAGAGAAGAUGAUGGAGACUAUUUAUCGGAGUCAAGGGUUCACGAGGAAGCUACGCCAUCUUGCACAGUCUGGAUCCUCUGCAGAGGAAAGCGAUCAGGAAAUGAGUGGUUUAUUUCUUCAUCCUCACUAUCCUUUCUCUCUCCACCCUCCCCCUUCUCACCCAGAGCCUGGAGAAGAACUCAUAGAAGUGACGGUUGUUAAAGAGAAGGACUUUGGGUUUAGUUUCAGUGAUGGGCUAAGCGAACCAGGUGUGUAUAUAAAUCAGAUUAAUCCUGAAGGACCUGCUGCCCACUCUGGACUUCAGUCCUAUGACAGAAUCAUCGAGUUUAAUGGAUCGCAUGUUGCUGAUUAUGAUUGUUUCAAGCUUCGACCAUUGUUCUCAGGGACUGAUACCAUUGUACUGACUGUACUUCGCAAGUCUCUCUCAAGUGGAGUGGGGAAUGGAGCAGCUGCCAAGUCCAUUAAUUUACCCACCACUUCCAACGGUCCCAGUCUACCAGUUUACUUAUCCUCAUUGACUGAUGAUGAGGGCCAAUGAGUUGUGCGACCAUCUCUCUCUCUCUCUCUCUCUGUGUCCCUUAUUACUGUAUUUAUGUAUCAUCAACAUCUUGUCUCUCUAUCUCUCCCUUUCUUCCUCUCCAUCUCUUGAAAUUUUGUAUCAAAUAUUAAAUAUUAUUAUUUAUGUAUUAUUCCAAGAACUAAAAGUAUAAUAAGACA
Molecule: messenger RNA, 3551 nt
Organism: Amphimedon queenslandica
Lineage: Eukaryota; Metazoa; Porifera; Demospongiae; Haplosclerida; Niphatidae
Product: glutamate receptor-interacting protein 2-like
Exons: 23
Coding region: 157-3372 (1071 amino acids)
Biological process (GO): neurotransmitter receptor transport, endosome to postsynaptic membrane
Molecular function (GO): protein binding
Source: RefSeq, a predicted model, not a curated record